Messenger RNA from Bicyclus anynana (squinting bush brown), 1029 nucleotides. RefSeq lists its product as uncharacterized. The record is from RefSeq and is a predicted model, not a curated record. The coding region runs from base 78 to 815 and encodes 245 amino acids. The transcript has a single exon. NCBI's taxonomy places the organism in Eukaryota, Metazoa, Arthropoda, Insecta, Lepidoptera, Nymphalidae.
CAUCAUCCGAAGAAGAGUGGCUUACUAUAGCAAGAGAAUUUGAGACAAAAUGGAAUUUUCCGCAUGCUAUUGCAGCAAUGGAUGGGAAACAUGUUAUAUUACAAUCGCCUAUAAAUAGUGGCAAUGAUUUCGAUUGUUACAAAUUGUUUCCCAGUAUAGUCCUAUUUGCUUUAGUUGACGCCAAUUAUAAAUUCCUGUAUGUAGAUGUUGGUAGCAAAGGUCGUAUAUCAGAUGGCGGUGUGUUUAAAAAUACCAAUUUAUAUAAAAAACUUGAAAGAAGGGAACUUAAUAUUCCUCCGCCAGAAAUCUUACAAAUACCUUAUGAAACUGCAGUGCCGUAUUUUAUUUUGGCCGAUAAAGCAUUUGCAUUGGAUGAGUACACAAUGAAACCUUAUGAAGGUACUCCAAAUCGAGGUUCAAUGGAAAGGAUCUUUAAUUACCGACUGUCCAGAGCAAGGAGAGUUGUGGAAAAUGCUUUUGGCAUUUUAAGUUCUGUGUUCAGAGUAUUGAGGAAGCCCAUACUAUUGGAACCAGAAAAAGCUACAAAAGUCGUGUUAACUACUAUAUACUUAUAUAACUACUUGCGAAGGGAUCAAGAGGCCUCUCAAAGGUUUACUGCCCCGGGAUCAUUUGAUGUCGAAGCUGAAGGAACAAUAAUACCCGGGCGAUGGCGGCAGGAUACAGAAAUGUCAUCAAUGCUACCUAUUCGAGCUAUGCCACGGCGAGGGCCAACAGAUUUAAAAGAAAUACGUUCACAUUUAGGGAGACAUUUUAUUACAAAUGGAGCAAUUGCUUGGCAGAAUAAUUAUCAGUAAAUACUCACGUCUUCAGGUAAAGUAUCUUGAGUAUUUCCUGGAUGGUUUCUAUCGCCCAGGAAGCUGAAAGCUUCAUAGGCGUACCAAUUUGAUUUAUAUAUGUCACCACGACCUGUAAUAAAUAAUAAAUUAAUUAAAUUUGUACGACUGACUAUAAAUAUGUAAUGACUGUACGAAAACAUAAUAAUAAACAUAAACAUACCUGAUCCUGUGA